Messenger RNA from Triticum turgidum subsp. durum (durum wheat), 915 nucleotides. The record is from the annotation of a GenBank genome assembly. Lineage: Eukaryota; Viridiplantae; Streptophyta; Magnoliopsida; Poales; Poaceae.
AUGCCGCAGCGGCACUCGAAGAACAACAACGACCUCGCCUUCUUCACCUACGAGGAGAAGCGGAAGCUCGGGUACGGCACCCAGCGGGAGCGGCUCGGCAAGGACUCCAUCAAGCCCUUCGAUGCCUGCUGCCUCUGCCUCAAGCCGCUCAUCGACCCGCUCGCCUGCCCCAAGGGCCACACCUUCUGCAAGGAGUGCAUCCUCGAGUGCCUCCUCGCGCAGAAGAAGGACAUCAAGCGCAAGCUUAUAGCUCAUGACUCCCAGAAAAAGCAAGAGAAGGAAGAGGAGGAGGAGAAGCUGGUGCUGCAAAAGUCCAAGGAAUUGGAUGCUUUUGAUCAGCAGAAUCAUGGAGCAGUCCCCCAGUACUAUGAUCGCAGCGGUUCCCAAGACAAGAAUGGUUUUCAUGGAGCCAACAGUGUGAAGACUACCUCCUUCGAAGAGGAAGCCCUACGCACCAUGAAGGCGUUCUGGCUUCCGUCAGCUACACCCGAAGCUACUGUCAAGGUAGAUGCUCCUUCUACUGACACAAUCUGUCCCGAGGGGCAGGAGAAGCUCAAGCUGAAAUCACUCUUCCCUAUUUCUUUCACCGAGGAGAACGCUCGUCAGAAGAGCAAUAAGUCAGUGGAGAAAAGCUACAUCUGCCCCAGCUGCAAGUCCAAUCUCACAAACACAAUGUCCCUGGUGGCGAUCAGCACCUGUGGCCAUGUCUUCUGCAAGAAGUGCUCGGACAAGUUCAUAGCAACAGAUAAGGUCUGCUUAAUGUGCAGCAAACCGUGCAAAGAGAGGAAUUUGAUUAAUUUAGAGAAAGGAGGAACGGGUUUCGCUGCACACGAUGACCACCUAGAGGCAAAGAACUUCAAGCAUUUAGGGAGUGGUUCUGGACUAGGAUUGGUGAAGCCUGCUCCUAAGGCAUAG